This is a messenger RNA of Ceutorhynchus assimilis (cabbage seed weevil), 1643 nucleotides long. Lineage: Eukaryota; Metazoa; Arthropoda; Insecta; Coleoptera; Curculionidae. The record is from the annotation of a GenBank genome assembly.
GCUUAAGCCGUGAAGCGAGCGCACGAGCCGCAAAAUUGAGGCGCUUUGAGGGGUCCAUUUAACAAAAAAAAAAGCGAUAUGCGAAACGUUUCCGGGUGGCUGCGGUUUUAAGCAUGUGUUGAUUUUAUCUGGCCAAACGCAUCGAUUCGCUUGGAAAAGUGUAAAAUUGCUUUAUAUGCUUAGUGUGAAGUGCGCGACACGGGCUCUAAGUUUUGAUAGGUGGAAAUAUUGACUUGUUGAUGUUUUAUUUGGAUAGUUUUUCUGAUCUAUAUUGACCUCGAAGUUUAACAAUUAUCUAAUUGACAUCGGGUUUUGGAGUUUUUCUGGAAGUGAUCCAGAUUUUAUUUGAAUGAACAAUAUGGAUAGUGAAGCCCAAGUCCAACAGUACGGCGAAGUCAACCAACUGGGUGGUGUAUUCGUCAAUGGAAGACCCUUACCAAACGCAGUAAGAUUACGAAUCGUUGAACUAUCCCAAGUUGGAAUUCGUCCCUGUGAUAUUUCCAGACAACUUCGGGUUUCGCAUGGAUGCGUAUCCAAAAUUCUAGCAAGAUAUCACGAAACUGGUUCCAUAUUGCCAGGCGCCAUCGGCGGUUCCAAACCAAGAGUAACCACACCAAAAGUAGUAGCCUACAUAAAAAACCUCAAGCAAAAAGACCCGGGAAUUUUCGCCUGGGAAAUUCGAGAUCGUCUCUUAUCCGACGGCAUUUGCGACAAAUACAACGUUCCUUCAGUUAGUUCGAUAAGUAGAAUUUUAAGAAACAAAAUCGGAUCUCUGGUGCAUAGUAAUCCGCACGCCCACUCCAUCUACAACAUCUAUCCGAGUUAUCCUUAUCCGCAACCGAAAUCGCCUAGCAGCCAUCAUCAGAGAUCCAGCGCUCCUUGUUGGCCCAGUUCGCAUUCGGUGCAAGAUAUUCUAGCGGGAGUUCACGCUGCGGCUUUCAGAUCUCAACACGGUGGUAAUCCAACAGCUUUGCCACCUGGACCGUCACCUCCUGUUGCUGAUCCAGCACAGAAUUAUAAUUAUUACAUGUGGGGGAACAGUGCUAUGCAUAUGGUUAAUUCGGGAAUGGCACCACAUCCUUUGGGACAUCAUUUGUGAGAUUUAGGAGUUAGAUUUUUGUAUUUGUCUGUUGUAUUUUGUGUCGUAUUUGUUCAUUUUUGUGUUGACUUCGCCUUAAAGGUAUAGGCAAUAAAGUAUACGAUGUAUAGUCUUUAUAAAGUCAGAAGUCAGUUGAAACAAGGUGAAGAUAAAUAACGACUGGUGACUGACUGGUGAUUGAAUAUUUCAAUGAGAAAUGCACUGCCACUAGUCACCAACAGUUGCAAUUUAUUUAUACCUUGUUUUAACUGACUUUAAAAAUACUAUACCAAAACCUUAACAACAACAUAUUUAAAAAAAAAAAAAUAGUUCUGAAUUAGUUACCUACACACAUUUUACGAGUAAUUGAAGUUACAGGUGCUAAUACUUAUAUAUUCUUCAAUCAAAUAAAUACUCUAUACAUAGGUUAAUAUAAUUAGAAAUAAUCAAAAUGCUUAUGACAAGAUGUGCCUUUUGUAUUACAUAUACAUAUAUUGUAGCGCUUUAUUUUUUAAAUGUCUUUUUUGUAUAUAAUAUUAAAUUAUUAAAAUUAUUUAUUUGUUAA